Molecule: messenger RNA, 2346 nt
Organism: Striga asiatica
Lineage: Eukaryota; Viridiplantae; Streptophyta; Magnoliopsida; Lamiales; Orobanchaceae
Source: the annotation of a GenBank genome assembly
AUUUUUUACACAAUUUUUUAAUAAUUCGAUUAGUCAAAGCUCGAGCUCCACAUAAUAACAUUGAUAAUCGCUGGACUUUACUCAUCUUGUUUAUACGGAAUUUCGGAAUGGCUCCUCAUAAAUCGUAACCUCAAAAAAUGUUUAAUCAGAAUCUGAUUUAAAUUACACAAAAACCCACGCGCAGAUCUCUAGCAGAGAUCGAUCCGACCCUGAGCUCUUAGAAAUGACGGCAAUGGCGUCGCCAGCAGCUUCGGCGAACGACGAUGAGACGGUGGCGAUGUCGAAUCUUCUCCCUCUCGCCUCCGCAGCUCAGCAGCCAUACGUCUCCGAGCUUCUCUCCUUCACACUCGAUCGUCUUCACAAGGAACCGGAAUUGUUGAGAGUCGAUGCGGAGAGGAUACGGCGGCAGAUGCAAGAGGUGGCCGUGGGCAAUUACCGUGCUUUCAUUGCGGCGGCAGAUGCUCUGCUCGAGAUCCGAGAGGAGGUUACUUCAAUUGAUAAGCAUCUCGAGUCCCUGAUAGCUGAAAUUCCCAAGCUAACAUCUGGUUGCACUGAAUUUGUUGAUUCGGCGGAACAUAUUUUGGAGAAGCGGAAGAUGAACCAAACAUUACUGGCAAAUCAUAGUACUUUGCUUGAUUUGCUUGAAAUUCCUCAGCUCAUGGACACAUGUGUGAGAAAUGGAAAUUAUGAUGAAGCCCUUGAUUUAGAGGCAUUUGUAGUAAAACUUACUACGAUGCACCCAAAAAUUCCCGUGAUUCAGGCUCUAGCUGCAGAAGUUCGGCAGACUACUCAGUCUCUUCUCUCUCAGCUUCUCCAGAAACUUAGAUCUAACAUUCAGUUGCCUGAGUGCCUCCGCAUCAUAGGAUAUUUACGUCGAAUCGGAGUUUUCAAUGAAUAUGAAAUGCGUCUGCAGGAUCCAUUUUCUGGUGGUCAGUUUUUAAGAUGCCGUGAAGCCUGGCUUACUGGAAUACUUGAUGAUCUAGACCAGAGAAACCCUUACGAAUAUUUGAAAGGGAUGUACCGAGCCAUAUUUGUUGAUGACACAUCAGGAAAUGAAGAAAAUUAUGAUGGUGGCCUUCUCUUUGACUGGGCCAUGCAUCAGAUUACCUUGCACCUGAAGACCCUCAAAAUCAUGCUUCCAAAGAUAAGUGAAGGUGGAUCUUUGUCAAACAUUCUUGAUCAAAGCAUGUAUUGUGCUAUGGGCCUUGGUUGGGUUGGGUUGGAUUUUCGAGGACUGCUUCCUCCACUUUUUGAAGAGUAAACACACAUUUCAAUCAUAUUUUUGUAAAGAAUUACACUCUUUUGCACUGAAUGAUCUCUCACGCGGAUUUUCUUUAUCGUCUCAACAGAGCAGUCCUUAAUUUGUUUUCUAAGAAUAUGAGGACAGCCGUGGAAAAUUUUCAGUUAGUCCUUGAUUCUCACCGGUGGGUCCCGUUGCCAGCUGUUGGCUUCCCCGCAAGUAGUUUGAAUGAAGAAAGUCGUGAAGAUGUCACGCCUCCUUCGAAUCUAAUGGAGCAUCCGCCGCUUGCCGUUUUCAUCAAUGGUAUAUCUGCAGCUAUGAAUGACCUACGCCCUUGUGCUCCUUUAAGCCUGAAAAACGUGCUUGCCCAGGAACUAGUUAAGGGUUUGCAGGCAGUUUCAGACUCGCUACUGAGAUACAGUACAACUAGAAUGCUCAAAGAUAAUGAGUCUGUUCUUUUUAUUAAGCUGUGCCAUGCUUUUGUUGAGGUUGCUUUUCCUCAUUGUGCAACAUGCUUUGGUCGUUGUUACCCGGGCUCGGCAGCUCUCAUCUCCGAUGCAAAAAACUUAUUCGAUGGACUUGGCCGACUAUUAGCAUCCUCGCCAUCAACGGAACUACCAAAACCUACUCUCAAUGCUGAGGCUAAUACAAAUGCUAAUAUACCGGAAAAUGGUAAUUCGCCAACUGUGGAAAAUGGGGUGGCGAAUGGGAUACAACGAACCACGAGCUCGGAAAAAAACCAGGAUUACACAAGUCCACUCAAGGAUAGGGUGGAUUCAGAUGAAGAUGUCAAAGGACCAAAAGUAACAUGAAACAUAACACAUAUCCCUGCAUUUUUUUUUUUUUUCUAAUUAUUAUUAUUCUCUGUUUACUGUGAUUAUAGAGGCAUAAAUGACUCUUCUUUUGUUUCUUUUUUCUAGUUCGAUAUACACAAACGAACAGUUGUUGGAUAUUCAGAAACUGCGUAAAAUUUUUCAUCGAUGCAAAAGUUGUUCUUGCUGUAGAACCAUAUGUGAUUCUCUUUCAAUUCUGUACUUUAGGUUUUUGAACAUUGUUAGCGAAGGGAUGUGUUGAAUAAUAAUACUUCACUUCACUUGCUUCUUAAA